UUUGUCAAAAGAAAGAAAAAAAAUAUUAAUAUUCUAAUUUGCUUUAGACUCGGGGGAGUCCGCCGAAUCCUUUGUUUCUUCUUCUUCUUCUUCUUCCCCUCUUCUUUUGAAGCCGCCGGCUCAGUAGCUCUCCAAUGGAGGGAACCAACAAAACCGCCAAAAGAAAGCUGGUCAAGAAAUCUGAAAACAAGGUCGAUAAGAAACUCAAGAAAGAGCUUGAAGAUAACGUUCAGUCUCAACCAUUCGACGACGUCUCCGACUCCGAUUUCGACGAUCUCCCCAAACUCCUCGAACCCUUCUCCAAGACCCAAUUAAUUGAGCUCAUUUGCACCACCGCUCUCAAAGACCCAAAUCUUCAAGCCCAAAUUCGAGCUGCUGCAGACCGCGAUGUUACUCACCGCAAGAUAUUCGUCCAUGGCCUCGGUUGGGACACCACCCGAGAAACCCUAACUUCGGUUUUUGAAUCUUUUGGUGAAAUUGAAGAUUGCAAUGUGGUUAUGGACAGAAACACAGGGAAGGCUAAGGGAUAUGGGUUUGUUUUGUUCAAAUCCCGGCAAGGUGCGAUUAAGGCGUUGAAGGAACCUAGGAAGAAGAUCAAUAACCGUAUGACUUCGUGUCAAUUGGCUUCUGUGGGUUCAGUGCCGCCCCCGCAAAGCCAGGAGGUUGGGCCGCGGAAGAUUUAUGUGGCUAAUGUGCACCAUAAUGUCGAUGCUGAGAGGCUUAGGGCGUUCUUUGCGAAGUUUGGAGAGUUAGAGAUGGGUCCGAUUGGGUUCGAUCCCGAGACAGGGAAAUCGAGGGGUUAUGCCAUUUUUAUUUAUAGAACGAAUGAAGGUGCGAGGAAGGCUCUUGAGGAACCACACAAAGUGUUUGAAGGGAAUAAAUUGCACUGCCAGAGGGCGUCUGAGGGGAAGAACAAGAAUCAAAAUUCAACACAGGCCGCGCAAAGCUUAGGGCAGAAUCAGACGCCGGUUAUGGCAGCAAUGGCCGCAGCUCCAAAUUUGCAAUUGUUUGCUCAACAUCCGGGCCUUAAUCCGGUGUAUGGUGGAUAUGUGAGUCCAGCUUUGGGAGGUGGUAUGUUGAACCAGGGAGUAGUUCCCAUGAGUCAAGUGGGUCUGGUUGGUAGUUCAGUUGGGGCUGGGAUUGGCUUGAGUGGUUACAGUGGGGGGUCGUAUGGCUUAAGUCAAUUAAGUGCUGGUGGUUCGUCAUUGCUAGGCACUUAUGGGUCUGGUUCGUCAUCGUUGAAGGGGUUGCCGCACCUUUACUCGAGCACAAUGCUUGGUAAGACGGUUUCUGAAUCGGGUCAGGCGGCUGCUGGUGGGUCUCUCGGUGGAUACACGUCACACUUGUGGCCAGAUUAUUAGUUUGCGUUGUCUUAUUUCUUUUAGAUGCUUGGGAAUCCAUAUUUGCGUUUGAGGUGCUGCUGAACUUGUGGAUGAAUGAUCCUGUACUUUUGGGAAGUUUAUGUUAAGAGCUUCAUUUGGGCUAAUUUGGCUUUGAUACCUUUUCCAACAAACCCUUUUCGUUUCCUCUUACCGUGUUUCCUUUUCUUUUUCUUUUUUCCUUUUCUUUUUUUCCCUUCCUUUUCUUCUUUCCUCCCCUCUCGUUUUAGUUUUAUGUAGUAAGGACCUGCUGAUUGGCACCAGCCUUGUGUUUUAUACUUCACUUUUGUCAAUAUUAUCAUUUUUAAUCUUUUUAAA
Messenger RNA from Cucumis melo (muskmelon), 1697 nucleotides. Its product is annotated as RNA-binding protein P-like. Bases 135 to 1361 code for a protein of 408 amino acids. The transcript is spliced from 2 exons. NCBI's taxonomy places the organism in Eukaryota, Viridiplantae, Streptophyta, Magnoliopsida, Cucurbitales, Cucurbitaceae. Gene Ontology annotation, molecular function: RNA binding. The record is from RefSeq and is a predicted model, not a curated record.